AUGUCAUUCCGACUGCCUGGAAUUCUCAACCACUCUCUGCGCACACCGCUCAUCCUCGGCGGCAGCAUUGGCUUCUCGGCCGCACUUCUCACCCUCAGACCGCAACGCCKACCAGUUCUCCUCGACUCGUCACCUUCCGCCGUCAGCCCCAAAGAUUGGUCAUUCUCUCAAUAUCAAAACGAUGCUUCUGUUCCAGUCACCCGAAAGGGCCACAUGAACCCAGGRGCCAUACGACAACUGACGACUGGCAGUAUCAUAGGACUGGUCGCAGGCCUCGGUCUAUCGGUAUUCUCCAAGUCACUGGUGCUCAUAGUCGGCCUUCUCAUCGCUGGUGUUCAGACAGCAGAAAGCUAUGGAAUACACCUAAUCCCGUACCGGAAAUUGCAGGGCUAUGUCAAAGGCAUCGAUCUUCGCAGUGCAGUGCAGGACAAUGUUGGAUUCAAGAUCAGUUUCGGCCUCAUGUUUGCCUUGAGCGCGUUUGCAGAGCUUUGA
Molecule: messenger RNA, 492 nt
Organism: Ramularia collo-cygni
Lineage: Eukaryota; Fungi; Ascomycota; Dothideomycetes; Mycosphaerellales; Mycosphaerellaceae
Exons: 2
Coding region: 1-492 (163 amino acids)
Source: RefSeq, a predicted model, not a curated record